Molecule: messenger RNA, 7381 nt
Organism: Xiphophorus couchianus (Monterrey platyfish)
Lineage: Eukaryota; Metazoa; Chordata; Actinopteri; Cyprinodontiformes; Poeciliidae
Product: red-sensitive opsin-like
Exons: 2
Coding region: 4251-5324 (357 amino acids)
Biological process (GO): visual perception; G protein-coupled receptor signaling pathway; phototransduction
Cellular component (GO): membrane
Molecular function (GO): G protein-coupled receptor activity
Source: RefSeq, a predicted model, not a curated record
UGGAGAUAAAGCAUUGAAUCACAGGCAUCAGUGCAUCUGUCCCAGCAACCACAACAGCACAGUCAGACAUGGCAAACAGACGGACGGGAGGAACAAACACACAGACAGGUAUCCACCACGACAAGCAACCCUGGCAGGUGCAGCAAUGAGAGGGCUUAGAAAGAGAGAGAGGGGGUAAAAAAAAAAAAAUUGUUUUUUUUUUUUAUAUGGCCUCAUUGAAGACUCUCCAAUGGCAACCAGUAAAAGCUUGCAGAAUUUGGACUUUAUUAACCCUGCGUCCUUUAAGUUAUGUUUGUGCUGUUUUUGUUUAUUCCCAUUUGGUUCAUUCAAGUCUGAGAAACUGUUAAGUGCAAAUUACUCUCUGGUCUCCAAGUGUGUGUGUGUGUUUUCCUUUUUUUUGCGUUAGAACAAUUUUCAUCUUAGUAAAUUAUUGCUCUGUAGUGACUUUAUUCCUUGAAGGUCCAUUAAUCCAAAUGAAGAGAUUGCUAUCAAGCCGACUAACUCUGUACUCAGCGAUCAGUUAAUUGUAAAUAUAUCAGUUUAGACCGUGAUAAUUGUGGGUUUUAUUUUGGCCUUGCUCUUGAGAGGGAUUUUAAUAUUGCAUUAUUUAUGUGGUUAUGUAUCAAAAAUGUAAAAGUUUAAACUCAAAUUACUACUUUUUAAAACCAAUAAAGUUUUGUCCUUAAUCAUCUCAGUUUUCAAUGUACGUCGCCUUUAAAUAACUUUAUCCUUUUUAAAUAAGUAUAGCUUUCAAUUGUGAUAAAAAAUUUAAUUAAAAGAUUCAUGAAAUCAGAAAAAUAUAGGUAUCCGAUAUUGAACAUUAAACUUUAUGGAUAUAGGUUUGAUGCAUUUAAUUUGUUUUAUAUUCUGCUGCUGAAUAACCUGGAAGCCAGUCGUCAGUAAUGCGAUUUUUGGACAUCAUUAAAGAUAUAAUGACUCGCAUUUUCUACCUUCUGUAAGAAUGAUCUAAAGUCACACUAUCUUCUCACUUUCACUACCAUUUGCUUUUCUUUGACUAAAAUGUGGUGCUUUUUGUCCUGGAAGCAUAUAGUGUCAGCAUUCUUCCUCUGGCACUCCAUUUUGUAAUUAAUAAACCUGAAUCUGGGUCAUUUUGCAAUUCCUGGUCUCCCUGUUUCUUUUUUUUUUUGACAUGCAAAACACUGGGAUUUUUGUAUGAAGUGACUCUUGAUAAUGUCCAUCAAAUUUCAGGGUUUCAGAUACCAGGGCCCUGCUCUUUCUAACAUCUUGUUGUGAGACCACAAACAAACUGGAAUCUUCCACAUAUGCAGAUUUGCACAGAGACUUUGUAGAUUAUUGACAUCCCUAGCAAAACAUGUGUUAUAAAUACAUGCAUAUUUUAUUACAAGACUAUAAUCUCAAACAGUUACACAAAAAGCGUCUUUGGAGAAAUUUUAAUGUCAUAUAUUAUGUCCUCAUUUUUUGUGGGGUUUCUGGUCCUCAUCUAGUGUCUCAAUUCCAGUUCUAAACUUUAUAAUUCUUCCUUUAGGUUAGUUUAGUGAUGCAUCUAUGUUCUUGAUGGCAUUUCCUUAUCAACUCAGCAAAUAUUUGUUUCUGCAUUUAUUACACCCUGGGCGAACUCCUGUUUUAGCUCCUCGUCCCAUAAAUCAGAUACAACAUCAGCAUCAUAUCCAUUACAUAUCCUUACACUGUGCACCGAACUGGGAGAAGCCCAUUUCCUAUUGGACAAACAUACAAAAAGCAAUAGAAAAUUAACUAAAUUUUAACCUUUUAUUUUUGCACUAUAUCAAAAUUUGCUACAACAAAAAAUAAAGUGAGAUUCCUACUGCAAUUAAAAAAUAUGUGUAUUUUAAAGCAGACAAUGUGAUAGACGCAUAUUAAUUUUACACUGAAGAAUUAUAAUUAAUUCUUCAGUUCUUCAAUUAUAAUUGCUUUGUUAAUAUUAAGCUUUUUUUUGCUUGAUUUCAAGUCCUUUUCAUGGGACUCAUAUUAGAAACCCUUGGAAAUUUGCAAGUCAAUAGGAUUUGUGCUAGAACUGGCCAUAUAAUAUACUAAAAAAGAGCAAUAGGGAAAAUUAAAUGCAAGAAAAAAAAGAUCUAUGGCAGCUAAAAGCAGCUACAGCAAGACACAGAUCGAGCCUGAACACAGGUAAAAGCACAAACAAUGUAACAAUCAAAAACUAGGCCUAAAAGCAGUGAAAAUGCAGAAUUGUAAGAAAAUAUGUGAUCGUAGAUGAAGAAUAGCAUAAGAAUCUCCCUACCUUGCUGGUCACAACAAUCACAUCACAACAAUAAAAAUAAAGCUACCUUCUACCUUCCAGCUUUGCAUAAGCCUUAUAGUAAUAGACCUUCAUCUGAUUUACAGAACACAACUAAAAUCUUCACAUUAAUGUAAAAAAUAAAAGCUUAUUAUGAGGCUACAAAAAAAAAAAAACAAGAAAAAGAAGAACAAAACAUUUUGGUGCAGAAGAUAGAACCAUCAGUAAGCCUUAGGCAAAGACAGUUUGCAAAUAGAUAUGAGUGCGCUGGAGGAGGGACAGGUAGAUGUGUGGGGAAGUGAGGAGAAUAUGAGAAAUGUGAGUGCAAAAGCAGAUUUGUAUUUUUUUUUUUUUUAUAGUUAGACUGUCAAACAUUUCCACAAUGACGUCUGGUCUGUCCAUAGCUGCAACACCCCCCCCUUUACUAAUGAGAGACCACCAUGUGAAGAUGGAAAAAAAGGUUUAUAUGAGUAUGAAGGAUGCAAAAAUGAUUACAAGUACUCAAAUACACAAACACAAAACAACAGCCUGGAUAUAUACUGUAUGUUUAUUAAGCCCCCGCCCCCCCAAAAAAGUGAAUACAAUUUUUGCCGCUGAGAGGCAUGUGCAUAUUUAUGUGUACAUCUAAAGAUCUGAGUUGCAGAAUCUUGAUUCUUUAACUAACAGCGUUAUGCUAAUAAUGGAGAUGUGUCAGAAAGAUCAAUGUGGCAGGGAGCAAGUGGCAGCAAUGACUACAGACACGGAGCAGCGAGUGCACCCAAGCUCGCAAGACAUGUGGCUCAGAGCGGGUGAGCAGCAGCUGAGGGAGGGGGGUCGAUAAGCUCGAUGAUCAGCUGGCAAAGACGGAUUUUAGUGAAAGGAUGGGAUGCAACUGCUGUGGUGCUGACAUCAGCAGAAAACAGAGAAGCUGUCAGAGAAAUUAUGCAAAAGAAGGAGAGUUUUUUUUAAAAUAUUCACUGUGGGAAGAAAGAGGAAAGGUGUUUUAGUUAGCUUUGGUUGCCUCUGCCCCCUGGGAUCAAGCAGAGGACUAAAUGCUAAAAAGGGGGCAUGGAGUCAGAUUGGGAGAGGGCCUGGCAAAAUGACCCAAUGAUAAUGCAAAAAAAGUUCCAGUCUGGAGAGAGGAGGAAUGAGUAUAGGUGUAGUAGUGAUGCUUUUUACCUCCCACAUCACUCCUCUGUUAAUUCCAGUUCUUACAGUGCAGUGAAACAGUCUUUGCCCAAUUACAGAUUUCUUCUCUUUUCACUUUGUUUUCCCCUCACACUUAAAUGUUUCAGAUAAUCAAUCAAAUGUUAAUAUUGAUUAAAGAAAAACAAUUUCCAAAGCUAUCUGAACCAGUCUGGCCAUCAGUGAAAAAGUAAUUACCCCAGAAAUCUAAUAGUCUCUUUAAGGUCUUAGCACACUGUUCAAACUGGAUUUAAUUACAGACUAACUAGGCUUUAUACUGUUUUAUUUACAUUUUUAAUGGAGUUGGUGGUGUGCAGUGGGUCCAGUAGGACGGGUUUUGAUGUUCUUCACAUGGUUUUGAAUCAGUUAUGCAAAGUAACUAUCUGAAGUAGGAGUAACUCACAAAUCCAGAGACUUGAAGAUGGGAAAAAGUUAGUGCAAGCUCUCAGACAAGAUAGUGACACACAAUCAGAUCCUUGAGCUUUCCUGAUUAUCUGGUGCUAGAAGAGCUUAUAUUUACAUCUGUCUCAGAGAUCUUUCGUCCAGGCAGGGGGUUCUGAGGAGAGUAAGGUAGGUGGUCCAAGUUGAGAUUUUGUGUCAGGGUGAAAUGUGGAGGAGUAUGAGGGAUGCAUGACUUUUCAAACCUACGAUAGAAGCUGCUAUGGCUGUAUGCCAGGGUUCCGCUCCGGAUGGGGGGAUGGGCUUCUUUAGUUGGUCUUAAAGUAAUCCCAUCAGAGUUCAGUGAACUGCGGGUGUAUAAGCUAAAGUAUGAGGAUAAGCACCGCACAAACCCACAAGGUUACAAGCCAGAGGAAGAUCAAGCAGCUCAGAUCGUCUUUCCAAGAUCAGGAUGGCAGAAGAUUGGGGAAAACAGGUGCUUGCUCCCUGGAAGAACAAUGAAGAAACUACAAGGGGCUCUGCUUUCACAUACACAAACAGCAAUCAUACAAAAGAUCCUUUUGAAGGACCGAACUACCACAUCGCUCCUCGAUGGGUUUACAAUAUAACAACAGUUUGGAUGUGUUUUGUGGUCGUCUUAUCAGUCUUCACAAAUGGCCUGGUCUUGGCAGCCACAGCAAAGUUCAAGAAACUCCGUCAUCCCCUCAACUGGAUCUUAGUCAACCUUGCCAUUGCAGAUCUUGGAGAGACGGUUUUUGCCAGCACCAUAAGCGUGUGCAACCAGUUUUUUGGAUACUUUAUUUUGGGACAUCCAAUGUGCGUCUUUGAAGGCUACAUUGUCUCAACUUGUGGUAUUGCUGCUCUUUGGUCUCUGACUGUCAUCUCUUGGGAGAGAUGGAUUGUUGUAUGCAAACCUUUUGGAAAUGCCAAGUUUGAUGCCAAAUGGGCCACAGCUGGGAUCAUGUUCUCCUGGGUCUGGUCGGCAGUGUGGUGUGCUCCUCCUGUCUUUGGAUGGAGCAGGUACUGGCCUCAUGGAUUGAAAACUUCCUGUGGACCCGAUGUGUUCAGUGGAAGUGAGGACGCUGGUGUCAAGUCCUACAUGAUUGUCCUCAUGAUUACAUGCUGCAUCAUUCCUCUGGCUGUCAUCAUCUUGUGCUACCUGGCAGUGUGGUUGGCCAUUCGUGACAUUGCUAUGCAGCAGAAGGAAUGCGAGUCAACCCAGAAUGCCCAGAAGGAAGUAUCUAGGAUGGUUAUUGUCAUGAUCUUGGCUUAUUGUAUAUGUUGGGGACCUUACACCUUUUUUGCUUGCUUUGCUGCAGCCAACCCCGGGUAUGCCUUCCACCCUUUAGCCGCUGCCAUGCCUGCAUACUUUGCCAAGAGUGCCACCAUCUAUAACCCGGUCAUCUAUGUCUUCAUGAACCGGCAGUUCCGCACAUGCAUCAUGCAGCUCUUUGGGAAAGAGGUGGAUGACAGCUCUGAAGCGUCUACAUCAAAGACAGAGGUCUCCUCUGUAGCUCCUGAAUAAACCUUUAUAUCCUCUGUUAUUGUUUUUUUUGUUGUUUUUUAUCAUUUAAACUGUAUGUAAAAUAUAAUUUGUUUGUUUUACGUUAAAAGCUUAAAAGUGAAGGUUUUGUGUGUCAAUGCAUGAAAUGAACUUUCAUUAUUUUAAGAACUCAUGGAUGUGUCAGUGCAAUAAUUUUGGUAAGUCAACUAUUCACCAAUACUCUCUGUCGUCUGUAUUUGUGACUAGCAGCUCUUAAUGUGGUUCACUGCAGCCCUACAGCCUUAGAAAUGGUUUUGUAACCAUUUUGAUGGCACCUUUUGGGUGUCAUUGACUACUUUGCUUCUCAUCUGUUCUUGAAUUUAUUCUAGAUCUGUGCUUCUUAAGAAUUACUUUGCCUGCUAUGUGUUGCCAGACAGGUUCUAUCUGAGUAAUUUAUUUAAAUUAUUGGUAUUACAGUAAUCUGACCUGGGUGUGUUUGGAUUUCAAUGUGGUCUUAUUUGUCCAACAUCAAAUUUCAUUCAAUGAGCUGAAACAUUCAAAUGUGACAAUACAUCAACACAGAAGAAAUCUGUAAGGUGGAAAAUAAUAGCACAAAAUAUCUCAUGUCUUUGGCACAAAAAUACCCCCUACUCAAACAAAACAGCAUCAGGCAAUAAUCAAGCCUUACAAAAGAUCAGACGGACGAUGAAUGAAAAAGAAUGAGUGCUUGUGCAGAUCUGGAGAAAGAGGCAAUGAUUCAGAGAACUGUUGUUGAUCAGAAUAGGUGGUAGCACAAAUGUGGACUUUACAACUCAGUAAUAACUAAAUUAGAUGUUGCUAUGUGUCUCACCACAGUACAUAUUCCAUUUACAGCUGAAUAAAAUUAUUGGGGUAGCAAGUUUUAGAUGUUUUUGCUCCAAAACUUUAAUCAAAUCAAUAUGUAAUCUUUGACAACACAUUUAUCUAGCUAUUUAUCACCAGCCUUUGUACUUAGGCCAUAUUACCACUUUGUAAAACAAUUUAGUUAUCCUAAAUUUGACCAGAUUGGCAAAUUCAUAGUUAAUUCUAAGGAGUUGAAAACAGUACAGUUAAAUUACAGUUAUAUGCAAUUACAUAAUGAGGAAAUUUAAAACAAUAGAAUUUAAAGUAUUGUAUUAAUAUUUUAUGUGAUAGACCAACACAAGAAUUGUGAAGUGGAAAAAAAUAUGUUUUGUUUUUUUGUUUCCUUUCUUUAAACUUGAAAAGUGUGGUGUGAAUGUGUAUUUAACCCCCUGGACUGUGCUGGCCCUAAAUAAAACCUUUUGCCCCCAAUUGCCUUUGGAAGUUAUUGAAAUAGAAAAUAGAGUCUACCUGCAUGUAAUUUAAUAAUAGUAUAAAUGCAAGUCUUUUACAAAGGCCUCAGAGGUCAGCUAGAGGAAAUUAGUGAACAAAAACAGAAAGAUGAAGCUGCAAAACUACCAACAUGACUGUCCACUUAAACUGACAGGCAGGCUAAGAACAUCUUUAAUCAGAGAAGCACUCAUUGAUCCGUUGACGCUGGAGCAGUACUAUCCUGGCAAAAAUGGAUGGAAAUAAAUACAGGGCCCUAAUGCAAGCAAAUAUGUUACGGUACUGUGAAACACUUAAUGCUGUGGUAGAGAUGUACUUUACAGUACAACUCUGAUGCUAAACAUAUAGACAGAGUUGCAAUGGAAUCAUUUAGAUAAAAUAAAUCCAAAUGAAAAUCUUUGGCAAGCCUUAGCAAUUGCUGUUUCUGAUGCUCUCUAUUUGAUUUCAGUGAGAUUUUACAGACAAGCAAAAUUAUACUUUGUGGAGGUCUAUCACAUAUAAUCUCACAGUUAAUGCUUUUACAAUGUGAUCUAGGCCUCAUUUGAGUGUAUUUAAUGAUUUUGUUUUAUCACUGGAGACUGUGAAAUUAAUAAAAUGCUCCAGAGAAACAUGGUAAACCGAACUGAAGCCCAGUGGGAUUAAAAAGCCCCUUUCUCUUACUGCCUCUCUGCCUGUGUGUGUGAGUGGCAAUGCAUGUCACUUGUGUUAGGUGGUCAGGUGCUCUGUGGGAAGCCUGCAUGCCAGUAAAUAAGUUGCUAGAAGGUUAGCGG